Molecule: messenger RNA, 2478 nt
Organism: Manis pentadactyla (Chinese pangolin)
Lineage: Eukaryota; Metazoa; Chordata; Mammalia; Pholidota; Manidae
Gene: STK11
Product: serine/threonine kinase 11
Exons: 10
Coding region: 634-2169 (511 amino acids)
Biological process (GO): DNA damage response; protein phosphorylation; intracellular signal transduction
Cellular component (GO): nucleus; cytoplasm
Molecular function (GO): ATP binding; protein serine/threonine kinase activity; protein kinase activator activity
Source: RefSeq, a predicted model, not a curated record
CGGUAAGGGGCGCCCAACGACGGCCGGCUUCUUCGGAAGUUACUUGCUGGGGCGGGCGGGUUCCGGGCCGCCCCUCGGCCGCCGACGUGCGCCCGGGGCUGGCGGGCGGUGCGGCCAGACCUCACAUCGGUGCCCCGCGCGCGCUGCGAACCCGCACCUGCCGCCGCCUCGGGCGCCCGGGACGACCGGGGCAGUGCCUGGGCGCGCGCCGCCGCCCGCUGGUGAUGCCCAGCCCUGAGAGGACCCGGCCGGGCGCGUCCGCGUCGGUCCGAGGGUCUAGAGUUCCCGGAGGAUGACCUAGCAGCCCACGCCCCACCGGCCUCCCGAGGGCCCGCGAACUCGCUGGCGCGACCCUCAGCGGCCAGGCUGGCCGGCGCCCAGACUUGACGCCUGUACCCUCGGGUGCCGUGCCCUGGGCCAGGCUCGCCGCUGGAACUCACAAUUGGACAAUCGUUUCUUCUCGAAGAAGAGUUUUCCUUUUUAAUUCCCCCCCCCUUUUUUUGGUGUUUUUGUUGAAUUUUUUUUUUUUUGAAGAAGGGAAUUUUGGGGGGACAGAAGGAAGAACCGCUCACCGGGGGAAUACACAAAGGGGACAAGGGUCCGCCGGUGGGAGUCGGAGGCGUUGGGUCCAGGAUGGAUGUGGCAGACCCGCAGCAGCUGGGCAUGUUUACCGAGGGUGAGCUGAUGUCCGUGGGCAUGGACACAUUCAUCCAUCGCAUCGACUCCACCGAGGUCAUCUACCAGCCACGCCGCAAGCGGGCCAAACUCAUUGGCAAGUACCUGAUGGGGGACCUGCUCGGGGAGGGGUCCUACGGUAAGGUGAAGGAGGUGCUGGACUCAGAGACGCUGUGCAGGCGAGCCGUCAAAAUCCUCAAGAAGAAGAAGUUGCGGAGGAUCCCCAACGGAGAGGCCAACGUGAAGAAGGAGAUCCAACUCCUGAGGCGGCUCCGGCACAAAAACGUCAUCCAGCUGGUGGACGUGCUGUACAACGAAGAGAAGCAGAAAAUGUAUAUGGUGAUGGAGUACUGUGUGUGUGGCAUGCAGGAGAUGCUCGACAGCGUGCCCGAGAAGCGGUUCCCUGUGUCCCAGGCUCACGGGUACUUCUGCCAGCUGGUAGACGGCCUUGAGUACCUGCACAGCCAGGGCAUCGUUCACAAGGACAUCAAACCGGGCAACCUGCUCCUCACCACUGGUGGCACGCUCAAGAUUUCCGACCUUGGCGUGGCUGAGGCCCUGCACCCAUUUGCCGAGGACGACACAUGCCGUACGAGCCAGGGCUCCCCGGCGUUCCAGCCGCCCGAGAUUGCCAAUGGCCUGGACACCUUCUCUGGCUUCAAGGUGGACAUCUGGUCGGCUGGGGUCACACUCUACAACAUCACGACAGGGCUGUACCCGUUCGAGGGCGACAACAUAUACAAGUUGUUUGAGAACAUCGGGAAGGGGGACUACACGAUCCCGGGCGACUGCGGGCCCCCACUCUCAGACCUGCUGAAAGCGCGUGCCCGGGCUGAUCCGCUGGUCUCCCUGCCAGGGAUGCUGGAGUGCGAGCCGGCCAAGCGGUUCUCCAUCCAGCAGAUUCGGCAGCACAGCUGGUUCCGGAAGAAGCACCCGCCAACGGAGGAGCUGGUGCCCAUCCCGCCGAGUGCUGACUGCAAGGACCGGUGGCGUGGCAUGACGGUGGUGCCCUACCUGGAGGACCUGCACGGCUGUGCUGACGACGGAGACGAGGACAUUUUUGACAUUGAGGAUGACAUCAUCUACACUCAGGACUUCACGGUGCCUGGUCCCGGGGGAGGAGGCUGGUCAGAACGGACAGAGCCGGGGCCUGCCCAAGGCCCUGUGCAUGAAUGGCACAGAGUCAGCCCAGCUGGGUGCCAAAUCGAAGGCAGAGCGCCGGGCCAGUGCCGCCUCCAACCCUUCCCGCAAGGCCUGCUCUGCCAGCAGCAAGAUCCGCCGGCUGUCAGCCUGCAAGCAGCAGUGAGGGUGACCAUGCAGCCCGAAUCUGGAGCCCAAGCUCGGUGCCGUGGCCCAGGCCCUCAGUCUUCCCGCCGACGGCGGGCCUGCCACCCAUCGCCCAGAGUGGCUGCUGCUGCACCCUCCAUGCUGCUGCUCGGGAAGUGGGGUGGGGUCCGUGGGGUCUGGCCCUCCUGUGGCAGCCAGUGGACAUGACCUGUUGACUUGCAAUCCUGUGCUGAGCACCUCCCGGUGGGGGGAGGGCCUGGCGCUUGGGCCCAUGCGAAGCCUUCACAUGCACUUUACGUUUAGACUACUGGUUCUCGCCUGCCCCUGACUCUCCUCUGCUACACGUGAGCGCCUCUCACACCUAGUGACGUGUUCAAACCACAGCCAGAGCCGGUGUGAAGAGCAGGCUAUCCACUGAGAUGCAUGCCUAGCGCCCCAGAAGCCAGGCGGAAGUCUUGUUCUUGUUUGGUUUUUUUCUUUUUUUUUUAAGAAAAAAAUAAAAACAGGUGGAUUUGA